Colletotrichum spaethianum is the source of this 564-nucleotide messenger RNA. Its product is annotated as glyoxalase 3. The coding region runs from base 1 to 564 and encodes 187 amino acids. Gene Ontology annotation, molecular function: glyoxalase III activity. Lineage: Eukaryota; Fungi; Ascomycota; Sordariomycetes; Glomerellales; Glomerellaceae. The transcript has a single exon. The record is from RefSeq and is a predicted model, not a curated record.
AUGACCUUCGCCUCCCCCAAGGGUGGUGUCGCGCCCCUCGACCAGGCCUCUGUCCAGAUGUUUUCUAGCGACCCUUCAUCCAAGAACUUCCUUGAGAACCACAAGGACGUCUGGGAAAACACCGAGCCUCUUUCCAAGUUCGUCGGCCGCGCCUCCGAGUUCGACGCUAUCUUCUACCCUGGCGGCCACGGCCCCAUGUACGAUCUCGCCUUUGACGCCGACUCGCACAAGCUCAUCGCCGAGUUUGCUGCCCAGAACAAGCCCAUCGCGUCCGUCUGCCACGGCCCUGCCGCCAUCGUCAACGCCAAGACCAACGACGGCGAGUAUCUCAUUAAGGGCAAGUCUGUUACCGGCUUCUCCAACACCGAGGAGGACCAGGCUGGCUACACCGCCGAGAUGAACUUCCUGCUCGAGAACCGUCUCAAGGAGAAUGGUGGCAAGUACGAGCUCGCUGAUGCCCCUUGGGGUGAGAAGGUCGUCGUUGAUGGCAAUGUCAUCACCGGCCAGAACCCUGCUUCUGCCCUUGGUGUUGGCAAGGCCAUUGUUAAGGCUGUUGGCUUGUAA